Daphnia magna is the source of this 557-nucleotide messenger RNA. RefSeq names its product small ubiquitin-related modifier. Gene Ontology annotation, biological process: protein sumoylation. The coding region runs from base 16 to 405 and encodes 129 amino acids. Gene Ontology annotation, cellular component: nucleus; PML body. The record is from RefSeq and is a predicted model, not a curated record. Gene Ontology annotation, molecular function: ubiquitin-like protein ligase binding; protein tag activity. NCBI's taxonomy places the organism in Eukaryota, Metazoa, Arthropoda, Branchiopoda, Diplostraca, Daphniidae. The transcript has 4 exons.
GUCCAAGUAUUUGAUAUGGCGAUCUGGCAACAUUUUUUCUUUUUUGCAGCCCACGCCAUUUCAUCUUGUUCCGUCGUCGUCUCAAACGUGCUGUUAGUUUUAGAAAAAGAACGUGUUUUAACCAUGGCUGAUGAUCAGAAACCUGAUGCAGGUGAUGCCGGAUCAGAGUACAUUAAAUUGAAAGUUGUGGGACAAGAUUCAAAUGAAAUUCAUUUUCGAGUAAAGAUGACAACACAAAUGGGAAAGCUCAAAAAGUCCUACAGUGAACGAGUGGGAGUGCCAGUUACUUCUUUGAGAUUCUUAUUUGAUGGAAGACGAAUUAAUGAUGAUGAAACCCCAAAACAGUUGGAAAUGGAGAAUGAUGAUGUCAUUGAAGUUUACCAAGAACAAACUGGUGGCAAGUAAUUUAAGAACCUCGAUGCAUCCAUGGAAAAACCUUUCCACAUUUUCUGGACAAACUGUCUUUUAAUUUCCAAUGUUGUCAUCAAAAUUAUCGCCCUGCUUUCUGUUCUUUUCAUUUCCAAUCGAAUAAAUAAAACCAUUUUCGUAAUUGAGAA